Messenger RNA from Schistosoma mattheei, 719 nucleotides. Lineage: Eukaryota; Metazoa; Platyhelminthes; Trematoda; Strigeidida; Schistosomatidae. The record is from the annotation of a GenBank genome assembly.
CUCACUAAAUGUGUUGUUGUUUUUUGUUUGGUUUUUGGAGAUUUGUUGUUUGCGUAGAUGAAUGGCUUAUAAAAUAUGUAAAACCGUUUCAUAGUUGGUUUUUUGAAUGCAUAGUAAGGACAGUACUUCCAGGAUUCCCAGCUCCAAGACCUACGUGUGAAUUUCUUUCUUAUUUUUGUUUAAUUAUCCCAGUGGAAUAUUAUCGUACUAUAACAUGCCGCCAAACUAACGCAAUGCAUCGCCUCACAGGGGAGAUGAUUGCCUUCUUUUUCAAACAGUUUGAUCUGUUUGAUGUUGAAGAAAUCACUGAUGCUAUGGGAAAUAUGCCAGAUUGGAAAAUAUAUAUGCUUACUGGUGAAUGGCCGUGGAGUGUAGACAAACAAUAUUAUAAUGAUGGUGAUGAUGACGACAAUGAAAUGGAUAAAAAAGUAGUGAUGAACGACACAAAUAACUGAAUUCUUUUCAUACACACUUAUAAAGCAACUUACAAUUAAUCUGCAAAACUUGAAUGUUAUAAACAGUAUGAACAGAAAGUUAGUUGUCAUUUAAUAUACAUAGUUAUGUAUACCACGAAAUAUUUGUGUAAACAGGUUUAUAUAUUACGUUUUAACAGUGAAUGGGACAUUAUUAACCUUUAUUUAAGACAAAUAUAGACAAUAACAUAUAUUUAUUAUAGUUUCGAUAGAUGUAAAUGUAUCUACAUACUUAUGUCAAGAAAG